AUAAAAGUCAUAACGGCGUCUCAUACAUCGUAUAUAUUCAUGUCCAUGGGUAUUUAAAUAAGGGACGGAUGAUGUUCGGUCUUUAAGAUAACAGAUGUUACGGUUUCGGGCUUUUGCACACGGCGUUUCUUGAUUAGGAAAAGUGAAAGAUGGAGGACACAACCGGGAAGGUCAUCACAUGUCAAGCUGCAGUGGCCUGGGAGGCCAAGAAACCUCUUGUUAUAGAGACUGUGGAGGUGGAGCCACCAAAGGCUGGGGAAGUCCGAAUCAAGAUUUUGUAUACGGGUGUGUGUCGCAGUGAUGCCUUUUUCCUGAAUGGGUCGGAUCCACGAAAACCAUUUCCCUUUAUAUUGGGUCAUGAAGGAGGAGGUAUUGUAGAGAGCGUGGGAGAAGGUGUCACUACAGUUAAACCAGGUGACCACGUGAUUCCUCUGUACGUUCCUCAGUGUAAUGAAUGCAAGUUCUGCAAGUCUCCCAAAUCAAACCUUUGUGACGAAAUGGGGAUUAAAUAUGUUAAGGGAGUGAUGCCGGAUGGAACCUCCCGAUUUAAAUGUAAGGGGAAGCCAGUCUAUCAUCUCAUGGGAUGUAGCACCUUCAGUCAGUACACUGUUGUCACGGAAACAUCAGUUACUAAGGUGAAUCCGUCUGCUCCCCUGGAUAAGGUGUGUCUGCUGGGCUGUGGUAUUUCCACCGGAUACGGAGCAGCUCUCAAUACGGCUAAGGUGGAACCUGGAUCCACCUGUGCUAUCUGGGGACUAGGUGGCGUAGGUUUGGCUGUCGCUAUGGGCUGUAAAGAAGCUGGAGCUUCAAGAAUCAUUGGCGUCGACAUCAACCCAGAUAAGUUUGAGUUAGGUAAGAAAUUUGGAUUGACGGAGGGUGUAAACCCAAAGGACCACGACAAACCUAUCCAGGACGUCCUCGUGGGGAUGACAGACGGAGGGCUGGACUUCACGUUUGAAUGCAUUGGAAACGUGGCUUGCAUGAGAGCAGCAUUAGAGUCCUGUCACAAGGGAUGGGGUGUAGCUACGGUCAUUGGUGUGGCACCAGCUCAACAGGAGAUCUCCACUCGUCCAUUCCAAUUAGUUACUGGUCGUGUUUGGCAAGGAUCUGUAUUUGGAGGUUGGAAAAGUAAGGACAGCAUUCCAAAGUUGGUUGACAGCUACAUGAACAAAAAGAUCCUGGUGGACGAGUUCGUGUCUAAUAACAUUAACCUGAACCAGAUCAAUGAAGCCUUCGAUUUGAUGCAUUCUGGGAAAAGCAUUAGAACCGUGGUGAAGUUGUGGUGAAUUCACUAGGAAGCUGUGACACUCUUGACAUUUCUGGUGUAAUAGAGUUGUUAAUUUUUCAUAUUUCAAAGAAGAAACAAACAUUUGCAAUGGUGUACAUUUUUUCCUGAUGUGUUUUAUAUCACAAAUUAAAAAUUAUUUUUAAAAA
Messenger RNA from Ostrea edulis (European flat oyster), 1434 nucleotides. RefSeq names its product alcohol dehydrogenase class-3-like. The transcript is spliced from 11 exons. Gene Ontology annotation, cellular component: cytosol. Bases 150 to 1286 code for a protein of 378 amino acids. NCBI's taxonomy places the organism in Eukaryota, Metazoa, Mollusca, Bivalvia, Ostreida, Ostreidae. Gene Ontology annotation, biological process: formaldehyde catabolic process. The record is from RefSeq and is a predicted model, not a curated record. Gene Ontology annotation, molecular function: S-(hydroxymethyl)glutathione dehydrogenase [NAD(P)+] activity; zinc ion binding.